AUGUCUCCUCCCGAUCAGCCGGCCGACCGUUCUAGCCAGCCUGGCACCUCCGAAAAUGCGACUGAGUCCGCCACCGGCGAUGUGACGGGCGGCCCCCCGGUCACCGAAACCCCGCCACCGCCACCGGAAACACAACAGGCGCCCGUGCCGUCACAGGGCUCCGACGGCCCGGGCCAUGAGAGCGAGGACUUGAUUGACCUCGGAAUCGAGACAGAAGUGCACGGUGAUGCGAACCAUGGGGUGCGAGGAGGAGCCGAACCCCAAGACAGACAUCAUGGCGAGCCUUCAGAGCCCAUGUCCUCUUCGAUGGCCACCUUGAGACCAAUCACUUCCCCCACCACCACGACUGCGGCCCAACACCUCAGCAUAGAAUCGACGCCCUACGUCGACCCGACGCCUCCCACCCCCAUAUCCUCGCAAGCUCCGUCCCGGACUCCCUCAAAUGCCGCAUCCGCCGACAGACAUUUCCGCAACAUUUCCGAGCCCUCGCCAACCGGAUCUGAUACCGGAUACGAUGAGAAGAGGUACGCCAGCGAGGAUGAGCAGGAGACCGGAUCCAGAUUGGAGAUCCAGACCAUCAUGGAACAGUUCAGCGAGGAAGGAGGUGGGCCCGGGGCCGAAGAGGUCAUGAGUCCCAGGCUCGAGAUGGCGUCGCCAAUGUUGGGGGGCCCAAUCCAGCAUCCGCCGCGUAAAUCGAGCCUGGAACCCCUUGCGCCGACCAUCGUCCAGCAGCUCCAAGACAUGCAGAGUCUUCGUAUGUCAAGUUCGUCCCCGGUGAACUUGCGGCACAAGGGAAAGGAGUCGGACGAGCAGGCACCACCAGUGCCCCCGAAGGAUGGCUCCAUCCCCCCGGGAGGACCGCACGACGAGAGGCGGGGCAGUGUCGAUUCGCCCAUGUCUCCGACCAUGUCUUUGCACCGCCCACCGCCGCCGGAACCGGAACCGGAAUCAGCAUUACCCUUCGACUUUCACCGUUUCCUCGAACAACUUCGAAACAAGAAGGCAGAUCCCGUAGCUAGGUACCUAAAAUCGUUUCUCGCCGAGUUUUCGAAGCGGCAGUGGAUGGUUCACGAGCAAGUCAAGAUCAUCAGCGACUUCCUCGCUUUCAUUGCGAACAAGAUGGCCCAGUGUGACCUCUGGCGAGACGUAUCAGACGCCGAGUUUGACAAUGCUCGAGAAGGCAUGGAGAAGCUGGUAAUGAAUCGAUUAUACGGUCAAACCUUCUCGCCGGCAAUAGCACCCCCUCGGCCCAUUCCCGGCGCAAAACCCAAGAAACGAGGUGGGGAGCCGCCAAUGGGUCCCGGUCGGCGAGGCCAGCAUCAAGAAGACGUCGAGCGGGACGAGAUCUUGUCGCAGAAGAUCAACAUCUACUCGUGGACAAAGGAAGAACACCUCGAUAUUCCACCUGUGAGCGAGAGCGGGAAACGAUUCCUGAUGCUGGCGCAGCAAGAACUGCUAAAAAUCAAGUCAUACCGAGCGCCUCGGGACAAGAUCAUCUGCGUCUUGAACUGCUGCAAAGUCAUAUUCGGUCUCCUGAAGCACUCAAAAUCCGACUCUUCUGCUGAUUCCUUCAUGCCAAUGUUGAUCUACGUUGUUCUUCACGCCAACCCCGAGCAUCUAGUCUCAAAUGUCCAGUACAUACUCAGGUUCCGAAACCAGGAGAAACUGGGUGGUGAGGCGGGAUACUAUUUGUCGUCGCUGAUGGGAGUGAUCCAGUUCGUCGAGAACAUGGACCGGACGACGUUGACCAUAACCGACGAGGAAUUCGAGGCCAACGUCGAGGCAGCGGUAUCCGCCAUUGCCGAAAAACACCGAUCCGAAUCCCCCCAGCCUCCUCCCUCAGAGUCCGAAAAGCCGUCGAGUCUCCAGCCCCCCCGGGCGGGCGAGUCGUCCUCGUCCUCGACUCGGCCGUCGCUCGAUGUCGACGCGUUGCUUCGACCUUCCACGCCGCGCCGGUCCAUGUCCUCGAACGAAGGGAGGGACAGCGCCGAGUACUCCGGCGGCGACGAGAAGGCCGCCAUCGGCGGCCUCUUCCGCUCCAUCCAGAAGCCCCUCAGCACGAUCGGGCGCAUCUUCUUGGACGAGCCGUCUGCGUCGGGGGCGGAGGCGGGUGCGGGGGCGGGGGUGGGGGUGGAGGCAGAACCGAGCUUCGCAAGCCCGGCGAGGACGCCGCAGCCCGAGCGGGUCGGUGGUGGCGAGCAACCGAAGCGGCAGAUUCUGUCCGCCGAGGAAGCCGCUGCGCGGCAGGCGAGCGCCGAGGCGGCGGAAGCUCAGCGCCUCCACCGGGCGGAGCAUGCGAAUGUCGUCGAGACCCUCGCCGGCAUGUUUCCGGAUCUGGACCGCGAGAUCAUUAGUGAUGUCGUCUACCAGAAGGAGGGGAGGUGA
Molecule: messenger RNA, 2385 nt
Organism: Phialemonium atrogriseum
Lineage: Eukaryota; Fungi; Ascomycota; Sordariomycetes; Cephalothecales; Cephalothecaceae
Exons: 4
Coding region: 1-2385 (794 amino acids)
Biological process (GO): vesicle-mediated transport
Cellular component (GO): endocytic vesicle; cytosol
Molecular function (GO): ubiquitin binding; small GTPase binding; guanyl-nucleotide exchange factor activity
Source: RefSeq, a predicted model, not a curated record